CUGAGCACGCAUGCGCAGUGCGGCCGCUGUUUGUUAUUGUGGGCGGGUUGCGGGCUGCGUGUGGAUGUGCAGUCCGUGUACGGCCCGGAGGAUUGUAGUGGCCGGAAAUCCGCGAUAUAGAGGAGCUGGUCGAAGCGGUACAGCGGGGUGACGAGAGGGCCCGUGUGCGGGCGGGUGAGCGCUGUCAGCAGGAGGCGCUGUGCCGAGUGACGUGAGCGGAGAGUGGGCCGGAGGCCUCGGCUAUGCAGCCCGGGAGACAGUGAGGAGACGCAGACAGCUUGACUUCAUCUAUUUUCAAAGGGAACCAGUAUGAGCGCAAAAGAGAAACUGGAGGCCAUGUUGAACGUGGCCCUGCGCGUACCCAGCAUCAUGCUGCUCGAUGUCUUGUACCGAUGGGACGUCAGCUCCUUUUUCCAGCAGAUCCAAAGAAGUAACCUCAACAACAACCCUCUCUUCCAAUACAAGUACUUGGCGCUCAACAUGCAUUAUGUCGGUUACAUUCUGAGUGUGGUACUUCUGACUUUACCUCGACAACACCUUGCUAAGCUGUACCUCUAUGUUGUCACUGCAUUACUGCUCUAUGCUGGACACCAGAUAUCCAGGGACUAUGUCCGCAGUGAGCUGGAGUCUGGCUAUGAGGGACCUAUGCAUCUAGAGCCCCUGUCUAUGAACAGGUUCAUCACAGCGCUAGUAGGCCAGAUGGUUGUGUGCACCCUGUGCUCCUGUGUGAUGAAGACCAAGCAGAUCUGGCUGUUCUCAGCUCACAUGCUCCCCCUACUGGCUCGUCUCUGCCUCGUCCCCAUCGAGACCAUUGUCGUCAUUAACAAGUUUGCUAUGAUUUUCACCGGACUUGAAGUGCUGUACUUUUUGGCAUCCAACCUGCUGGUGCCCUUUAAUCUCGCUAAGUCUGCAUACAGGGAGCUCGUUCAGGUUGUAGAGGUCUAUGGCCUCCUUGCUCUGGGAAUGUCUCUAUGGAAUCAGCUUGUGGUCCCAGUCCUGUUUAUGGUGUUCUGGCUCGUCCUUUUCGCACUUCAGAUCUACACGUACUUCAGUACACGGGACCAGCCAACUUCCCGUGAGAGGCUGCUGUUCCUCUUUCUUACAAGUAUUGCUGAGUGUUGUAGUACUCCGUACUCUCUCCUCGGUUUGGUUUUUACCGUUUCCUUCAUGGCUCUUGGAGUGCUGACCCUCUGCAAGUUUUAUCUGCAAGGAUAUCGUGCAUUCAUGAAUGAUCCUACAAUGAACAGAGGAAUGACUGAGGGGGUGACCCUGCUCAUCCUCGCUGUACAGACCGGACUGAUCGAGUUACAGGUGGUCCAUCGUGCUUUCCUCCUCAGCAUUAUCCUCUUCAUAGUGGUGGCCUCCAUUCUGCAGUCUAUGCUGGAGAUUGCCGAUCCUAUUGUCCUGGCCCUGGGAGCGUCUCGAGACAAGAGUCUGUGGAAGCAUUUCCGAGCGGUCAGCCUCUGCUUGUUCCUCCUGAUUUUCCCUUCUUACAUGGCCUACAUGAUCUGUCAGUUCUUCCAUAUGGAUUUCUGGCUCCUGAUAAUCAUUUCCAGCAGUAUCCUUACUUCUCUUCAGGUACUGGGCACGCUCUUUAUCUACGUUCUCUUUAUGAUUGAGGAGUUUCGCAAGGAGCCAGUGGAAAACAUGGACGACGUCAUUUACUAUGUGAACGGCACUUACCGCCUGCUAGAAUUCCUCGUGGCUCUGUGCGUGGUGGCCUACGGGGUCUCGGAGACAGUGUUCGGAGAGUGGACCGUAAUGGGAUCCAUGAUAAUCUUCAUUCACUCGUACUAUAACGUCUGGCUGCGGGCUCAGCUCGGAUGGAAGAGUUUCCUUUUACGCAGGGAUGCGGUCAAUAAGAUCAAGUCUUUACCCAUUGCCACCAAUGUACAACUGUUGCAACACAAUGACAUCUGUUCUAUAUGCUAUCAGGACAUGACUUCUGCGGUCAUCACCCCCUGCAGCCAUAUUUUCCAUGCUGGAUGCCUUAAAAAGUGGCUGUACGUGCAGGAGUCGUGUCCCCUAUGUCACUGCCAGCUAAAAUCCCUGUCUCAACAACCGGGCGCCGAGUCUGGAACCGUUGUCAACUCCGCACCAGAUGCCAGCGCACCCAAUCCACAACCCGAAAACCCCUCUAGGGGCGUUGAAAACAACGUGGUCCCCGCAGAGGCAGAUCCUGCAAACAGCAGUGCAGAGUCUGCACAGAACAGAGACACUCAGUCCACAGAACCUACAGAGACAAAUCCAGAACAGACAGAGAACAGUCUACCUAACGACACGGGGGGGAGAAGGCCUGAUAGCAGGGAGGAGCAGGCCGAGGACUUCAGAGAGAACAGUUUUUCCAAAGGCAGUGAGGUCCGUGCAGGGAUCUGAAUGUCAUCCGCGUACUGGGACUUGCCAUUUCUAAGCCAAAAUCCCAUCCUUGCCACGUGCGGCGUUCUGCAGUUCCCGGAGAGGAUGUGAGGACUUUAGCACUGACACUCAUCAAAAGCGUAUGCAAAAAAAUUUUUUUUUGUGUGUGUGUGUUCCCCGCCCCCAUGUACAUUUAUUUUUAUUUUUUCUCUUAACGUUUCAGUAUCUGAAGAAGAGAAGUAAAGCGAACAGAAUAAUUCUCAUCGCUGUCAGCCACUGCCAAUGGACACACAGAGUACUGCUUACGCCGCUGGGUGCUUUCCAUGGUGCGGGAAUUUUUUUUCCCCCUUUUUUUAAUUUUUCUCAAAAUUUUGGAAAAUAAUUCUUCCAACUCGGGAGGAUAUUAGGCCAUCAACGUUUACACAGGCAAAAAAAAUAUUAGAGAUGAGCGAACUUACAGUAAAUUCGAUUCGUCACGAACUUCUCGG
Messenger RNA from Hyla sarda, 2843 nucleotides. RefSeq names its product ring finger protein 145 (gene RNF145). Gene Ontology annotation, cellular component: endomembrane system; endoplasmic reticulum. NCBI's taxonomy places the organism in Eukaryota, Metazoa, Chordata, Amphibia, Anura, Hylidae. The transcript is spliced from 11 exons. The record is from RefSeq and is a predicted model, not a curated record. Bases 310 to 2376 code for a protein of 688 amino acids. Gene Ontology annotation, molecular function: ubiquitin protein ligase activity; zinc ion binding.